Solanum lycopersicum (tomato) is the source of this 570-nucleotide messenger RNA. RefSeq names its product E3 ubiquitin-protein ligase RSL1-like. Gene Ontology annotation, biological process: ubiquitin-dependent protein catabolic process; protein polyubiquitination; positive regulation of proteasomal ubiquitin-dependent protein catabolic process. Lineage: Eukaryota; Viridiplantae; Streptophyta; Magnoliopsida; Solanales; Solanaceae. The record is from RefSeq and is a predicted model, not a curated record. Gene Ontology annotation, cellular component: ubiquitin ligase complex; cytoplasm. Gene Ontology annotation, molecular function: ubiquitin conjugating enzyme binding; zinc ion binding; ubiquitin protein ligase activity.
AUGGAAGAAUUAGACUGUGUGGACGAAUUCUAUUUCUCAGUAUUAUUUGAUUACGAAGAACCAUUGUUCCCAAUUUCAGAUAAAAUGUAUGCUGAGGAAUUGCAAUUGCAAGAGGCCUUAUAUUCCGCAGCCACGGUUUCAGAAUACAAUGAGUUUAAAAGAGUGAAGAGAGAAUGUUCCGGUACAUUUUGCAGUAUCUGUACAAACAACAAACUCGCAAACGAAAUGUUCGCCGCUGGAGAUUGUUCACAUUCCUUCUGUGUUAAUUGUGUCACUAAAUAUGUUACUAGAAAAAUCGUACAAGAAAAUGUUAGCGUUAUCAAGUGUCCCGAUAUUGCUUGUAAGGCCAUAGUUAAACCCAAGUUCUGGAGAGAAAUUGUUCCUAAGCAAGACUGUUCAGCUCUGUUGGUUGAUGAUGGGAGUGAGGAUGUGAUUGACUCUGAGUGUCCUAAUUGUGGUCGAUUGUUCUGUGCUCGGUGUAAUGUCUCGUGGCACGAGGGAUUGGAGUGCAAGGAUUUUCAGCGUUUGGGCAGAUUGGAAGGGAGAUGUGAUGCUGAUGGGAAUUGCUAA